Aureobasidium subglaciale EXF-2481 is the source of this 741-nucleotide messenger RNA. RefSeq lists its product as uncharacterized. The coding region runs from base 1 to 741 and encodes 246 amino acids. The transcript is spliced from 3 exons. The record is from RefSeq and is a predicted model, not a curated record. Lineage: Eukaryota; Fungi; Ascomycota; Dothideomycetes; Dothideales; Saccotheciaceae.
AUGCGGUUUCUACUCUGGAUCACCACAGUAUACAUCUUCCUCGCCGCCAUCGCCGCUGUCCUGGUUGAUGUCCUUCUUUGUGUUCCCGUCCAUUACAACUGGUCUCUGAACUAUGAUGAGCAAGGCCUAUCGGAAUUCAUGGGCCGACUUUUGGGUCAACUGGACACUGAAUUUCUCGGCGGAUUCUUUUUCAUCCCCUUCUUCAUCAUCAAGUCUCUCAAGCUGCGUCAAAGACAAAAGUUCGGUCUCAUCGCCGUCUUCUCCCUAGGCUUGAUCACCAUGGCCAUAAGUUUUGGUCGCUUCAUGAUCUACACAAUUUCAAAUUACGACCUCGGUGACAACGAUGGAGCGGUCAUGUGCACAGCAGAAAUGUGCACCUCCCUAAUCGUCGCCUCCCUCCCUGGUCUAAAAGUCCUGAUAACCCGCACCGUCGCAAACCACUCCUCCUCCCGCUCAACAUCCGGCUACAACAAAUCCUCCGAACCCCACCCUCCCGCCCCCAGCAGCCGCAUCGCCAAAAUCGCCACACGAAUAUCUCGACCCAGAGAUUCUGUAGAUGAUAGUGAAUUCGAACUCAUCUCGGUGAGUGCUCAGAAUAAAGAGUUUGGGGGUAAAUUGGCAACGGCGGAGAGUGUGGAUUUGGAGGAUGAGGGGAUUGUGGUGAAGCAUGAUUUUUUAGUUGAGCAUGGUGGGGAAAAGAGGGGGAGUUAUCAGAAUACUACGAGUUUGCCUUUUGUAUGA